Molecule: messenger RNA, 1822 nt
Organism: Cyprinodon variegatus (sheepshead minnow)
Lineage: Eukaryota; Metazoa; Chordata; Actinopteri; Cyprinodontiformes; Cyprinodontidae
Product: dachshund homolog 2-like
Exons: 10
Coding region: 62-1582 (506 amino acids)
Source: RefSeq, a predicted model, not a curated record
CAGAAAAGAAGCGCUUCUGCUCCUCUUCAUCAUUCCUCUUCUUCUGUGUUUCUGCUACAGCAUGGAUGACCCCAAAGGACGGACCUCCACACCGUCUCCUGACCCGGUCUUCUCCUCUGAUCCGGGUUACAGCGCUGGACUCGCAGGGGCGUUUCUGAGCGACAGGCUUCCUUUGGGAGUGAACGAGGCGAGCGGCGGCGGCGCGGCACCGUACGCGGAAUGUCGCCUGGUGGAAGUUCACGGAGUGAAGGUGGCCUCCUUCACAGUGGACGGCGCGGAGCUGAUCUGCCUGCCGCAGGUUUUCCAGCUGUUCCUGAGGCACCUGGUGGGGGGGCUGCACACCGUCUACACCAAGCUGAAGCGCCUGCGCAUCAACCCGGUGGUCUGUACCGUAGAGCAGGUGCGCGUCCUGCGCGGCCUCGGAGCGAUCCAGCCCGGAGUGAACCGCUGCAAGCUCAUCAGCAGGACCGACUUUGAGGCUCUGUACCGGGACUGCACCAGCCCCAGCUCUCGCCCGGGUCGUCCCCCAAAGAGAAGUCUGGGUUUCAUCAGUAGCAGCUCCAGGCUCCUCCCACAUGGCCUUCUCAGCCCAGCCCUCCUGUCUCAGAGCAGUCUGACAGCAGUGAUGGCUGAAGCUCUGAGGAUACACAAGAUGAGGAAGAUGAUCAUGCAUUUCCAUGGCAACGUUAACCAAAGUGAAGCCAACUCAGAGAACAACAACACAGGGGGCAAUGAAGGAUCAUGGGAAAGGGAACAGCGCCUCCUUUCUCCUUCUUCCUUAGCUGCAACACCCCCUGCUGGCUCGGUUUGUCUCAGGGCUCUGCAGCAGCACAGCCGUAUAACAGAUCUUCCUUUUAUGGUUAUGCCACAUCCUCUCCUUCCUGUGGGCCUGCCCCCUGCUGGUGUAGCCAUGGAGAUGACUCCGUUGACCCAGCUGAGCGGUCCAGCGAACCUGCAGGAUGAUUCACAGACAGACGACAAGGGGCCUCCUGCAGGAAGCCCCUCCCCCAGUGAUCAAGGGCUCCAGCUUCAGGAACCAACCAGUCGGUUGCCUUCCGGAGCAUCUUCACCUUCACCUUCAUCUCCUCCUCCUCCAGAACACCCACCAGAACCAGGUGACACCACUUGGCCCCUCCCCCUUCACAAACCAGCCAAUGACAAAAUAGCACCCACCCAGCUGCCAUCAUUCAGGCGCUUCAGCAACUCCUUAGCUCCUCUCCUAUUGUCUGAAGGCCUGUCCUCCAUGGAGACGCUGCUGACCAACAUACAAGGUCUCCUGAAAAUGGCAGCAGAGAGCGCCCGCUCCCAGAGCAAAAGGAGUCAAACGGAGCGCAGAGAGUUAGAACUGGAGCUGGACAAAGAACGAGAUGUCAGACAGACUCUGCAGAGACAGCUGAGCUGUGAGCUUCAGACACAAGUGUCGAUGCAGAGGAGGCUGAAGAAGGAGAAGAAAGCAAAGAGGAAACUGCAGGAGGCUCUGGACCUGGAAUCAGGGAAGAGAGAAAAGGUGGAGCGGUCUCUGAAGACUUAUGAAGGACCAACAGAGAACCCAGUCUUCAUCAAGCCUCCUCUUCUUUUCUGAAUGAUCUCUGCCUGGAGGACGGAAGGACAAACAGACACACCGAUGGACGGAUGUAGAGAGAAAAUUGCACCUAAACUCUAAAAGGACUCAGUUUCCCAUCAUUCCUCCUAGCAGCUUGUCUCUGUGGCUGAACUGCUGAGGAACAGGUGUUACUCCCUGUUGGGCUGGAGCAUGACCUGGCUGUUUGAAGUGACACCACUGCUGUGUCACUUCAACCCUUCCACCCUAACCCCUCCAUCC